Messenger RNA from Haliotis rufescens (red abalone), 1960 nucleotides. RefSeq names its product ATP synthase subunit alpha, mitochondrial-like. Gene Ontology annotation, molecular function: proton-transporting ATP synthase activity, rotational mechanism; ADP binding; ATP binding. The record is from RefSeq and is a predicted model, not a curated record. The transcript is spliced from 10 exons. Lineage: Eukaryota; Metazoa; Mollusca; Gastropoda; Lepetellida; Haliotidae. Gene Ontology annotation, biological process: proton transmembrane transport; proton motive force-driven ATP synthesis. Bases 96 to 1748 code for a protein of 550 amino acids.
AGGAUAACCGGCGGGUGCCACGGGGAAUCGCGUUCCUGCGCACGGUCUCCUGCUUUUGACGGCCAUAUUGGUCGGCUGAGAGAGUAACCACAGCCAUGCUUUCGGCAAGACUAGCAUCAGCACUGGCACGACAGCUCCCCAGAGCUGCACCUAAGGUGUGCAAACAUGCUCUGGGGGCUGGUUUUGUUGCAGCUAGAAAUGUUCACACCUCAAAACCAGCAUUUGCUGCAGGUGCUGAGGUGUCUUCCAUUCUUGAAGACCGUAUCCUUGGUCAGUCUGCAGCUGCAGAGCUGGAAGAGACAGGCAGAGUACUCUCCAUUGGUGAUGGUAUUGCUCGUGUUUAUGGUCUCAAAAAUAUUCAGGCAGAAGAGAUGGUGGAAUUCUCCAGUGGGCUGAAGGGUAUGGCCUUGAACUUGGAGCCUGACAAUGUUGGUGUUGUAGUGUUUGGUAAUGACAAGCUUAUCAAGGAGGGUGAUAUUGUGAAGAGAACAGGAGCCAUCGUGGAUGUCCCAAUUGGAGCAGAGUUGCUUGGUAGAGUUGUAGAUGCCUUGGGAAAUGCUAUUGAUGGAAAAGGAGCAAUCCCUGGUAAAAGGGCUCGAGUGGGAGUCAAAGCCCCUGGUAUCAUUCCACGUACAUCUGUGAAAGAGCCUAUGCAGACCGGUAUCAAGGCGGUAGACAGUCUUGUGCCCAUUGGCAGAGGACAGCGAGAGCUCAUCAUUGGUGACAGACAGACAGGUAAAACUGCCAUUGCCAUUGAUACCAUCAUCAACCAGAAGCGAUUCAAUGAGGGUUCAGAUGAAAAAGCCAAACUGUACUGUAUCUAUGUUGCCAUUGGACAGAAGAGAUCCACUGUCGCUCAGCUCGUCAAAAGGCUAACAGACGCUGAUGCCAUGAAGUACACCAUUGUUGUGAGCGCCACAGCCUCUGAUGCUGCACCCCUGCAGUACCUGGCUCCAUAUUCAGGCUGUGCCAUGGGAGAAUACUUCAGAGACAACGGCAUGCACGCCCUCAUCAUCUACGAUGAUUUGUCAAAACAGGCUGUUGCCUACCGUCAGAUGUCAUUGCUUCUGCGACGUCCCCCUGGUCGUGAGGCCUACCCUGGUGACGUCUUCUACCUUCACUCUCGUCUUCUGGAGAGAGCAGCCAAAAUGAAUGACGACCAUCAGGGUGGCUCCCUUACUGCUCUGCCUGUUAUUGAAACCCAGGCCGGUGAUGUGUCAGCCUACAUCCCCACAAAUGUAAUCUCCAUCACAGACGGACAGAUCUUCUUGGAGACUGAGCUCUUCUACAAGGGUAUCCGUCCCGCCAUCAACGUAGGUCUGUCUGUCAGCAGAGUAGGAUCUGCUGCUCAGACCAGGGCCAUGAAACAGGUCGCUGGUUCCAUGAAGUUGGAGUUGGCCCAGUACCGAGAGGUUGCAGCUUUCGCCCAGUUCGGUUCUGACUUGGACCAGGCCACACAGAACUUGCUCAACAGAGGAGUUCGUCUCACUGAGCUGUUGAAACAGGGACAGUAUGUACCGAUGGCCAUUGAGGAACAAGUUUCCGUCAUCUAUGCUGGAGUAAGAGGUCAUCUGGAUAAAAUAGAUCCAUCAAAAAUCACACUUUUCGAAGCUGAAUUCUUGCAACAUCUGAAGAGCAGCCACCAAGACUUGCUGAAGACCAUUGCAGUGGAUGGAAAAAUCACAGACCAGUCAGAUGAAAAACUGAAAUCAAUUGUGACAAGUUUCUUAGCCGGGUUCCAGUCUUAAUUGUGCUUGUUGCUAGGACAUCAUUCAUUGUUUGACCAGUGUAUAUUAGAUACUACCAAUUACUUAUUGGAUUACCCUGAGAUGUGUGACAGAGGCAAGACCAAGACUUAACCAAGGUGUCUGUUUAUAAGCCUAAAAAAACAAAAGUGAAGUAUGUACAGAAGUUGAAAUUCGAUUGCGUUUGCAUUUUAAAAAUAAAUGCAAAGAUACCA